Messenger RNA from Venustampulla echinocandica, 402 nucleotides. RefSeq lists its product as uncharacterized. Lineage: Eukaryota; Fungi; Ascomycota; Leotiomycetes; Helotiales; Pleuroascaceae. The record is from RefSeq and is a predicted model, not a curated record. Bases 1 to 402 code for a protein of 133 amino acids. The transcript has a single exon.
AUGGCUUCUCGUUUUUACGAGCUCCAAACCGACGCGGCAUACUCUCAUUCAACCUCCCGUUCCUCGUCUCCCCGUCCACAACCACAGGCCACACCAGCAUAUUCCCAGCGGUCGUCUACAUCAUCCGCCUCCUCCGGGGCCUCUUCGAGCUCGUCUUCCUACCAGAAUGACCCGUAUAAUCCCAGCUAUUCCGCGGCUUCCGCGUCCCAACAAUCCGCUCCUCGUGUCGAGACUCUCCGCUGCUCCCGGUGUGCGACAUGUGUCGAGGCGGUAGUCUCGAGGAAGGCCGCUGGCGAGCCGAGGAAAGUCAGCUCCGAAGAUGCCACGGCUAGCGGGAUGGUGAGGUUUGGCCAUAACUUAUACUACUGCGAGCGCUGCGCCGAGAUGGUAGGAUAUAAAUGA